Messenger RNA from Camelina sativa (false flax), 1714 nucleotides. Lineage: Eukaryota; Viridiplantae; Streptophyta; Magnoliopsida; Brassicales; Brassicaceae. The record is from RefSeq and is a predicted model, not a curated record.
AAAACAGUGAGAGUUUACAAAUGGAUUGUUCUUACAUAAUCCAUACAAAAUUUGAAUAUAAAACACAUAAGAACAACAAAGUCCCGGGUUUCAUGUUCCACCCACCGUCAAAGUAAAGGUAAUUAAUAACACUCUUUCUUUAAAUAUCUCACUUCAGCUUUCUCUCUCUCUCUCUCCAUUUACAAUGACUUAUACUAAGUCGAGACAAGUCAAAAUCGAUCUCUGGCUGGAGAAGAAGGACAAAGAGAAAGAGAAAGUGCCACGACCCAAUGACGGUAUUAGGAGUAAUGGCUCGGUCACGUACUUGUGGUAUCUUCCGGACGAUAAAAGAAGUUACUCAGUGUUCAUGGACGAAAAGAACAGCACUCAAAUAGAACAAGAGCUCUUGAGGAUCUCGGAGAGUGAGGUCGUUCAAAUGAGGGAUACAGUCAUCUAUUUGAUCCCGAGACUGACUUAUGCGCACCCAAACGCUACGAACUAUGAUUUGCCAGAUGCGGUUGAUGUAGCUUUAGAGGCACUAGCUAAACAAGCAAGGGCCAAGUGCUUUGUGUCUCCAUUUUUUGUUGUCUUCAAUAUUUUAAUNGCGCGUGUGGAGAACCACCCGUGCCGCACGCGGAAUCCACACAAUGCGGACAUCUUCUACGUCCCUUUCUACGGUGGCCUCUACGCUUCAAGCGUGUUCCGAGAACAGAACCUGACCAAACGCGACGAGCUAGCCGUCAGAUUAGUCGACUACAUUAGUGAUCAACGGUGGUGGAGGAGAAGUAACGGCCGUGAUCAUUUCUUGGCCAUAGGGAGGACAGCUUGGGAUUUCAUGCGCUCCUCUGACACUGACUUUGGAGCAAACAUCCUCAUGCAAAUGCCACGUGUCAUGAACAUGUCGGUGCUGACCGUGGAGAGGCAGCCUUGGAAAGGUGACAAUCACUUUGGUAUACCGUAUCCUUCUUAUUUUCAUCCGUACACGUCAGCAGAGAUGGUGACGUGGCAAAACAAGAUGAGAAGAGUCGAGAGACCAAACUUGUUUAGUUUUGUCGGUGGGCCGAGGAAAGGGUUGGAGAAAGCCGCCAUUAGAGACGAGCUGAUCAGACAAUGCGCCAAGUCAAGCCAUUGUGAGCUUCUCAAGUGUGAAAAUGGAGGGUCCAGGUGCCACGACCCAAUGACGGUAUUAGGAGUAAUGGCUCGGUCACGGUUUUGCCUACAAGCACCAGGGGACUCAUUCACGCGCAGAUCAACAUUUGAUGCGAUAUUAGCUGGGUGCAUACCCGUAUUUUUUUCACCCCACACGAUGUAUACACAGUACUUGUGGUAUCUUCCGGACGAUAAAAGAAGUUACUCAGUGUUCAUGGACGAAAAGAACAGCACUCAAAUAGAACAAGAGCUCUUGAGGAUCUCGGAGAGUGAGGUCGUUCAAAUGAGGGAUACAGUCAUCUAUUUGAUCCCGAGACUGACUUAUGCGCACCCAAACGCUACGAACUAUGAUUUGCCAGAUGCGGUUGAUGUAGCUUUAGAGGCACUAGCUAAACAAGCAAGGGCCAAGGUUAUCGUUUCAUUCUAAGCCAUAUAUACCCUUGUGUAUUUUCAGAUGUAAUUAAUCCCAAAGAAUAAAGAAUUGUAGUAGCCAGGAAUCACGCCAAGCAACUAUUGUUGGUGAUUAUAUUUUUAUCUACAUCACCUUUCUGCUGCACUGUGGGAUCUGUGACUUUAUCUGCUGCUC